UGGACCUAUAUAAACCAAUCUUUAAAAACCCUAAUUUCCCUACUACCACUGCUACCUUCAACAGACGCCGAUUCUCUUUCUCUGUGAAUUAGGGAUUCUCUUCAUCUUCAGCAAACAUGGCGGAUGUGGAGGCUGAUGUGGCGGUGGCCGGAGUGCCUAAGAAGAGGACGUUUAAGAAGUUCAGCUUCAGAGGCGUCGAUUUGGAUGCUCUUCUUGAUAUGUCCACUGAUGAGCUCGUUAAGCUCUUCCCUGCCAGGGCUCGCAGAAGGUUUCAGAGAGGUUUGAAAAGAAAGCCAAUGGCAUUGAUCAAGAAGCUGCGCAAAGCUAAAAGGGAGGCACCACCAGGUGAGAAACCGGAGCCAGUUAGGACUCACCUACGAAACAUGAUCAUUGUACCCGAAAUGAUCGGGAGCAUCAUUGGAGUUUACAAUGGCAAGACCUUCAAUCAGGUUGAGAUCAAGCCAGAAAUGAUCAGCCAUUAUCUUGCUGAGUUCUCUAUAAGUUACAAGCCUGUGAAGCACGGAAGGCCUGGUAUUGGUGCUACUCACUCUUCUAGGUUCAUUCCCCUUAAGUGAAGUAUCUGCACCCCCUUUGCACUCUGGUUUCAUCUUGAUCAGAUGUUGAGAGGCUUUUAUUAAUUAUGGAUUCGUACUUCUUUUCAAGGACAUCUAUUGCUUGUUUUAUCAUUUGUAAACAAUGACAGAGUCACCGGCUUGUAGGAUUUUAUUGGAUAAGUUUUUCAUUCAGCCAAGUUUUAUUACUAUCUACAUUUGUGCCA
Molecule: messenger RNA, 778 nt
Organism: Prunus persica (peach)
Lineage: Eukaryota; Viridiplantae; Streptophyta; Magnoliopsida; Rosales; Rosaceae
Product: 40S ribosomal protein S15-4
Exons: 4
Coding region: 117-575 (152 amino acids)
Biological process (GO): ribosomal small subunit assembly; translation
Cellular component (GO): cytosolic small ribosomal subunit; ribosome
Molecular function (GO): RNA binding; structural constituent of ribosome
Source: RefSeq, a predicted model, not a curated record